ACUCUUGACUGACAGCGGAGGCGGGUAGCGGCCAAGAUGGCGUCGGAGGGCGAUCUAGGGAGGAAAUGGGACCGUUGUCUGGCUGACUCCGCCGUCAAGCUGGGGGCAGGAUUUGGCCUGGGUGUGGUCUUCUCCGUCAUCUUCUUCAAAAGAAAGACCUGGCCACUCGCUUUUGGCUCAGGGAUGGGGCUAGGAAUGGCCUAUUCAAACUGCCAACACGACUUCCAGUCUCCUUACCUUCUCCACGGGAGGUUCAUCAAGGAGCAGUGAUGGGGUCCUGAGCUUCCUGUGGCAGAGCAGUGGAGACACCUUGGCCUCCUCUCCGUGGGGAGACGGGCACCCUGGAGACCCUACGGACUUGCCGCUGCCCCUCUUGGGGGGGCCAGCCGCCCACCACCACCAGGCCUCCAAGCGAAUCUGAUUUUUGUACCUCCUUUGGGGAACAGCAGGGAAAGGUGCCGUUCUGGGAAAGGCAAUAAAACUGGAAAAGCAGUGAU
This is a messenger RNA of Protobothrops mucrosquamatus (brown spotted pit viper), 497 nucleotides long. RefSeq names its product mitochondrial contact site and cristae organizing system subunit 10 (gene MICOS10). The record is from RefSeq and is a predicted model, not a curated record. NCBI's taxonomy places the organism in Eukaryota, Metazoa, Chordata, Lepidosauria, Squamata, Viperidae. The transcript has 4 exons. The coding region runs from base 37 to 270 and encodes 77 amino acids. Gene Ontology annotation, cellular component: MICOS complex; mitochondrion; mitochondrial inner membrane.